CUCUCGUCCUGAAUCGCGAGGCGCCGACAGAAACACUCCCUCAGGAUGAUCAUCAACACCGGAAAGCUUGCAGGCCGCACCCUGUUCAUCACAGGUGCCAGCCGUGGGAUAGGCAAGGCUAUUGCCCUCAAGGCUGCCCAGGACGGAGCCAACAUUGUGGUGGCAGCUAAGACGGCUGAGCCGCACCCUAAGCUUCCAGGAACCAUCUUCUCUGCAGCCAAGGAGAUCGAAUCAGCGGGAGGACAAGCUCUUCCAUGCCUGGUAGACGUGCGCGAUGAAGCCUCGGUGGCAGCAGCCGUGGAUAGCGCAGUAAAGCAGUUUGGAGGCAUUGAUGUCGUCGUGAACAAUGCCAGUGCCAUCUCUCUGACUGGCACCCAAGAGACGCCCAUGAAGAGGUUCGACUUGAUGCACCAGAUCAACACCAGAGGAACCUAUCUUGUGUCUAAGUUAUGCAUUCCACACCUGUUGAAGAGUCCGAACCCCCACAUCUUGAACAUCUCCCCUCCUCUCAACAUGCGUCCAAGAUGGUUCAAAGACCAUGUAGCAUACACCAUGGCCAAGUACGGCAUGUCCAUGUGUGUUUUAGGCAUGACUGAAGAAUUCAGAGCUGAUGGUAUUGCUUGCAAUGCACUCUGGCCCCGAACAGCCAUCAUCACUGCAGCCAUGGAGAUGCUCGGGGGGGAUGAAGUAGACAGACAGUGCCGGAAGCCCGAGAUUAUGGCUGAUGCUGCGUAUCUGAUGCUUUGUAAAGAUUCAAAGUCUUACACAGGAAACUUUGCCAUUGAUGAUGAAGUUCUCAAAAAUGAAGGCGUCACCAAUUUCGACGAAUAUGCCAUCGACCCAAGUUCCCCCCUCAUCCCUGAUUUCUUCCUGGAUGACUUUGAUGACUUUGCUGCUAAACAAUCCAUAAAGCUAGACCCAACGGGCAAACUGACACAGCCCAAAGCAGCUGCCGAAGGAGGACAAGUAGCACAGGUUUUUGCCAAGAUUGAAGCCUUUUUGAGUGAAGAUCUAGUGGAAAAAACAAGAGCUGUGUAUGCAUUUGAGGUGUCUGGAGACGAGGCCGGUAAGUGGUACCUGGACCUGAAGAACGGCUCUGGGUCCUGUGGCCGCGGAGACCCCCCCGUUGCAGCUGAUGCCACGUUCUCCAUGAAUAGCAGUAAUUUCUUCAAGAUGUUUUCGGGUUCUCUGAAGCCAACUACUGCCUUCAUGACAGGGAAAAUGAAGUUGUCCGGUGACAUGGGGAAGGCAAUGAAGCUGGAGAAGUUGAUGGGCAAACUAAAGUCAAAGCUUUAAUUAUGAGCACUAGUAUCUUUUGUAAAGCUAGUGUACAAGAUUAGUUUCACUAUUUUUAUAGAACAAAUUUGUUACGAGAGAGAGAAACUAAUUAGGAAUCAUACCACAAGUAUACCUCUUGUUAGAUAAUUGUUUAUAGAAGCAUGACAUUUGCAUUUUGCCUUUUGUUGGCAUUUUACAGCAUACAUGACUUUAAUUAAUAAUAAAAAAGUGUAAGGCAAGCUACAAUAUACUAUACUCAUGUCAUUGACUUUUAAUGACUAUUUCACUUAAAAGCCAUGGGCAUUGAAAGCCUUGCAUUAAAAGGGUGCUUGCACUAUUUGCUAGAUCAUGAAAUGCAUACUUGUUACAGUUUAUUGUUAUUAUCAUUCUUAUUAUUUAUAAAUACUUCCAGCACUCCUGUUGGAUUUAAAAUUGGAUUUCAAAUUUCUGGGAUUAUGUGGACUUUUUUUUGUGGUUUUGGCCCUCUUUAAAGUACAAAACAAUUUUGUGCUACUUGGUAUUCAGAAGUAACUGAGUAUUUUUUAGUCUAAUGAAUUUUUAUUAUUGCAACCUUCAUGACAUUUGGAAAAUAGACUUCAUAUUGAUUUUUAGGUUUAUCUUAUGCUUGAAAUAAUUGAAACUUUAAAAUCAUAGUUUUCCAAAUACUUGAAAGUAUGCUUAAUAAAAUGUGUCUCUGUGGAGAUGUUAACAAUGCAACUUUAAUAUGUAACUACUUUAUACUGUAUAUAUUAAAUAAACUGUAUUAAAUAUUA
Penaeus indicus is the source of this 2051-nucleotide messenger RNA. RefSeq names its product hydroxysteroid dehydrogenase-like protein 2 (gene Hsdl2). Lineage: Eukaryota; Metazoa; Arthropoda; Malacostraca; Decapoda; Penaeidae. The record is from RefSeq and is a predicted model, not a curated record. Bases 46 to 1296 code for a protein of 416 amino acids. Gene Ontology annotation, cellular component: mitochondrion. The transcript has 7 exons.